Messenger RNA from Cyprinodon variegatus (sheepshead minnow), 2042 nucleotides. RefSeq names its product histone-lysine N-methyltransferase SETMAR (gene setmar). The coding region runs from base 66 to 917 and encodes 283 amino acids. The record is from RefSeq and is a predicted model, not a curated record. Gene Ontology annotation, cellular component: nucleus. Lineage: Eukaryota; Metazoa; Chordata; Actinopteri; Cyprinodontiformes; Cyprinodontidae. Gene Ontology annotation, molecular function: zinc ion binding; histone H3K9 methyltransferase activity; protein binding. The transcript has 2 exons.
CAUACAGCAGGUAAACUCCUCUCUCUUCAACCAGGAGGUCCUACUCUCCUCAGCUAGGCCACAGCAUGAAUGACGAUACCGGUGUGGAUCUGAGCUUUGGCUUGGAGGAUGUUCCUGUUUUAUGUAAAUCUCUGACAUCGCCGGCGUUUAAGUACUCCUCAGAUAACAUUCAGGGACCAGGAUGCUCCAUUGACCCGGCUGAAGUAACCCUUCCAGGAUGCUACUGUCACUCCCCUUCCUGCCACGCUGAGAGCUGCUGCUGCCUCCAGACAUACGGUCAGGCCUACGAGAGCAAUGGCAGGCUGCUGCACCUCAACAGAACUGAUUCCGGUUACUCUUCCCCGGUCUUUGAAUGCAACGCCCUCUGUACCUGCGGCGACUCCUGCUCUAAUCGUGUGGUGCAGAGGGGGCUUCAACUCAGGCUGGAGGUCUUCCACACCGAGAGCAAAGGUUGGGGAGUUAGAACAUUGGAGGAAAUCCCACGCGGGACAUUUGUGUGCGAGUACGCGGGGGAGGUGAUCGGUUUGGCGGAGGCCAAACGGAGACAGCUCAACCAGAGAGCUGAUGAGAACAAUUACAUCAUCGCCGUCAGGGAGCACGCAGGAACGGACUCAAUUGCUGAGACAUUUGUGGACCCCGCUCUGGUGGGAAACGUGGGCCGCUUUCUUAACCACUCCUGUGCACCAAACCUGUUCAUGCUGCCGGUGCGUGUUCACUCUGUGAUCCCACGGCUGGCGCUGUUCGCAGCACGGGACAUUAAUGCCCAGGAGGAACUGACGUUUGACUACUCGGGAAGAUUCGGCACCCAACAUUCUUCAGAGGGACUCUCCACAGACGGACUUCAGAGGAAACUGUGCUACUGUGGUACCAUGAACUGCACACGCCUCCUUCCGCUCGAUUUAUCUAUUCUCAGCUGAAAUCAGCUUGUCUUUAAUGUAACUGUGAAACUCAUAAUGGACCAAGGGAUGUGUUGGUGCUUUAUGAGUUCCCCUGAACCCUCGGUCAGUUCAACGGCUCAUUAAGAUGAGACUGUGGAACACAUCGGCAGUUUCAUGAGCAGAAUGAGUUGGAUGAGUCAUGACUGUGCACGUCAUUGUUUCCUGUUUGGUUCCCUGCGCAUCUCCUGAUUUUCCCCCCCUGUCUUAAUGCUGCCUCCCACUCACUGUCAAAAGAUGCAGUAGAUUACAAGAAUUAAAAGACUUAAUUUAUCUAUGGGAGCAAACUUGUCGUUUCAUUGGAAGAACUCUUUUCACCUGUUGUGGGCUUGUUAUGCUCCUGUUCAGACUUGUAGCGUCGAAGCUGUCGUUUUCUUUUCUUUUUUUUUUACACCACAACGACUGAUGUUUUGAGGGUUUUCUAUAUAUAGGACUGCAAAAGAAAACUCUAAAAAAAAAAAAACAAUAAUUCCUAAUUUUAUUAAUAGCAAGUUAAAGCAUCAUUUGUUAGACAUAACUUUCCUUUUUUUUUUUCUCCCAUCUGCUUCUUAUGGUGCUCAUACCUCACGAGAGGUGGGACCGUUUUAAAAGGACCAGGGGGUAUAAGUUUAUAUAGAAACUGCCUUUAUUCCCCUGGUGGAGGAGGGGCGAAGAUGUCCUACUUCAGUGUUAACGUGAGCAUUCUGAAAUCAGGACCAUCUCAUCGCGAUCUGCCCCAUUUCUAGUCUAGAUCUGCUUUCAUUUUAUUAAUAUAGACAUUUGGGUUAAUGAGGAUGGAGACCAUGUUUCAUCCUGAAAUGGGACCAGUGCUGCAGUCACAUUGGGUGGGUGUUUAGAACAAAGUGAAGACAUUGAAAACCUGUCCAACAGAGCGAGGUAGCCAGGAGACUGGAUUCUGUGUCAGCCAGCAGCGAAACAAUAGUCGUUUUGACCUAUAGUAUUCUCCCUCUUAUUUAUUUUUAUUUUUUUACUUUUUCUAGUAACUUUAAAUGUAAAAAAAAAUUACUAAACAAGACUACAGUGGUAUAAAAAUAUAUAUUUGCCUCCUUUUAGAUUUCUUCUGUUUUUGCUUCUUAGUCACACUCAAAUAUUUUAGGCUAUCAAAGC